Messenger RNA from Cyprinodon variegatus (sheepshead minnow), 3692 nucleotides. It is a transcript of the gene uso1, whose product is annotated as USO1 vesicle transport factor. Lineage: Eukaryota; Metazoa; Chordata; Actinopteri; Cyprinodontiformes; Cyprinodontidae. Gene Ontology annotation, cellular component: Golgi membrane; endoplasmic reticulum; cytoplasm. Bases 130 to 2973 code for a protein of 947 amino acids. Gene Ontology annotation, molecular function: protein binding. The record is from RefSeq and is a predicted model, not a curated record. Gene Ontology annotation, biological process: intracellular protein transport; transcytosis; vesicle fusion with Golgi apparatus. The transcript has 26 exons.
UGUGUUCCGGGGCUCGGUCACUGUGUUGGAAAUUACACCAGAGCUCCUCUGUUUUUAUAGUCACUUUACUUAGAUAAUACCGAGCUGUUUAUUGGCACAAAUAGACGCUUUUGAUAUUUUAUAUUGAAGAUGAAUUUCUUCAGAGGAGUGAUGGGAGGGCAGGCUACCGGGCCCCAACCGUCAGGAGCGGAGACGAUUCAGAAACUGUGUGACCGGGUCGCCUCCUCCACACUACUAGAAGAUCGCAGAGAUGCUGUUCGAGCUCUGAAGUCCCUCUCAAAGAAAUACCGCAUGGAAGUUGGCACACAGGCAAUGGAUAACUUGAUUAACAUUUUGCAAACAGACAGAUCUGACUCAGAAAUCCUGGGCUACGCUUUAGACACACUCUACAACAUAAUCAGCAACGAUGAGGAGGAGGAACAAGAUGAAUCAGAAGAUGAAAAUGCGCAGAAGCAGGCAGAUGACCUCGGGACCCUGUUUACAGAGAAAUUCCUCCAGGAUUCAGAGAAUAUAACCUUACUCCUCACCCUCCUGGAGGAGUUUGACUUCCACGUGCGCUGGCCUGGUGUAAAGCUGCUUACUGCUCUGCUGAAGACUCAGGGAGUCCAGGUGCAGGGGAUCAUUCUUGUCAGCCCUAUGGGUGUUUCCAGAUUAAUGGACCUUUUGGCAGACUCAAGAGAAGUAAUCCGUAAUGAUGGCUUAUUGUUGCUUCAGCAGCUGACCAAAGGCAACGCAGCCAUUCAGAAAAUUGUGGCAUUUGAGAACGCCUUUGAGCGUCUUCUAGAUAUCAUCACAGAAGAGGGCAGCAGUGAUGGAGGCAUCGUGGUGGAGGAUUGUUUGUUAUUGCUACUGAACCUGCUAAAGAACAACAGCUCCAACCAGAACUUCUUUAAGGAGGGUUCCUACAUCCAGAGGAUGAAGCCUUGGUUUGAAGUGGGGGAUGAUAACUCCGGCUGGUCUGCACAGAAAGUCACAAACCUCCACCUCAUGCUUCAGCUGGUGCGAGUGAUGGUGUCACCCGUUAACUCACCCGGAGCGACUGCAAGCUGUCAGAAGUGUAUGUACCAGUGUGGCCUGCUGCAGCAGCUCUGCACCAUUCUGAUGGCAACUGGUGUCCCUGCUGACAUCCUUACAGAGACCAUAAACACAGUUUCAGAAGUUAUCAGAGGCUCACAGGUCAACCAGGACUACUUCGCUUCUGUCAAUGCUCCGUCAAACCCUCCGAGGCCAGCCAUCGUGGUGCUGCUGAUGUCCAUGGUGAACGAGAGGCAACCGUUCGUGCUUCGCUGCGCGGUCCUUUACUGCUUCCAGUGUUUCCUUUACAAGAACCAGAAAGGUCAGGGGGAGAUCGUUGCCACCCUGCUGCCCUCCACCAUCGAUGCCAACUCCAUCUCUGCAGGCCAGCUGCUCUGCGGAGGCCUGUUCUCAGCAGACUCUCUUUCUAACUGGUGCGCUGCCGUAGCCUUGGCUCACGCCUUGCAGGACAACCUCACCCAGAAGGAGCAGCUGCUGAGGGUGCAGCUGGCCACCAGCCUGGGCAAGCCACCGGUCUCUCUGCUGCAGCAGUGCACCAACAUUCUGUCUCAGGGUGAUAAGAUCGUCCGGAGGGGCAGUAAAGUUCAGACCAGAGUGGGCCUCCUCAUGCUGCUCUGCACAUGGAUCAGCAACUGUCCCAUCGCUGUCACACACUUCCUACACAACCAGGAUAAUGUCCCAUUCCUUACGGCUCAGAUCUCAGAGAAUCUGGGAGAAGAUGAGCGAUUGGUGCAGGGUCUUUGUGCGCUCCUGCUUGGUAUCUGCAUCUUCUAUAACGACAACUCCCUGGAAAACUAUACAAAGGAGAAGCUAAAGCAGCUGAUAGAGAAACGCAUCGGGAAGGAAAACUUUGUGGAGAAGCUCGGCUUCAUCACCAAACAUGAGCUGUAUUCCCGGGCGGCGCUGAAGCCACAGCCGGUUUUCCCGUCUCCGGAGCAGAUGCUGUUUGACCACGAGUUCACCAGGCUGGUCAAAGAUCUGGAAGGUCUGAUCACCAAAGCUGUUCACAAGUCCUCCGAGGAGGAGAAGAAGGAAGAAGAGGUGAAGAAGACAUUAGAGCAACAUGAUAAUAUUAUAACUCAGUAUAAAGAGCUGAUCAGAGAACAGGACACUCAGAUUCAGGAGCUGAAAGAGAAAGUAACAUCGAUGACUAACCAGACAGAACAGCUGCAAGCUACCAUCAGCCAGCAGCAGUCUCAGAUUCAGCAGCACAAGGACCAGUACAACAUCCUCAAGCUCAAAUUAGGGAAGGAAAAUCAGAGUCAGUCCAACAACCAAGGAGAAUCUCAGGUGAACGGGCUGCAGACGGAGGAGCUGUCUCAGCUCAGGGAGGAGCUGGAGGAGCUACGGAGGCAGCAAAUAGUCCUGCAGACACAGCUCGGGGAGAAGGAUGCUCUCAUCGACAGCCUGAAAUCGGCAGCCCAAACAGCAGAGGCUCCAGCAGGAGGAUCAGACAACUCUGAGCUUCUCCAGGAAUUGGAGGCGUUAAAGAAGCAGGUUCAGACCCAUCUGGCAGAAAUCGGCCAUCUAAAGACGGAGAGGCAGGAGCUGCUGAGCAGAGCUGAAUCAGCGUCCUCUGACACAGCGCCCCCUAGUGACAGCUCCUCAGAUGCUGCCAAGGCAGAACUGGAGAGCAGACUGGCAGCUCAGACGUCUGAGAUGGAGAGCCUUAAGGAAAGUCGAUCAGAACUGGAGAAGCAACUGGCUUCAGCCACAAGCACAGUGGCCAUCCUGCAGACGGAGAAGUCAAAGCUGCAGACCGAGGUCCAAGAGUCCAAGAAGGAGCAGGACGACCUGCUGAUGCUGCUCGCAGACCAGGACCAGAAAAUCCACAGCCUCAAGCAGAAACUCAAAGACCUUGGAGAGACGGUGGAAGAUGAAGACGACAUCGAUGCCCGGGACCAGACAUCUGACGAGGAGGAUGAAGAUGAAGACUAGGCAGAAAACACUACAGAAAGAAGAGAAGAAAAGACUCCACACCUGAGAGACGGAGGAAUGGGACUAGAAUGUCUUCACUGAUCCAGUUUCUCCUCCAGCUGCCGUGCUGUCUUUGUUUUCCUGUAAUCGGUCGCGUCACACGAGCACGUUGAGUUUAGGACAUUUUCAUGUUCGAGUUGAGGCUGAUCUUCCAGUUUCAGAUGGAAAAAAGAUGUUUAAGCUAGUCUGUGCAUUCAUCUCCACCGUGUUCCUCAUCUGCCUUGUUCAUUUAGUUCUGCUGUUAUAUUUGUUCUAAUCACAAAACAGAAGUGAGGUUAAUUUAUCACUGUUAAUGUGGAGAAUCUGAGGAGCAUUUAAAUGGUAGCAUAGUGUGACAGAGUUUUACAGGACGUCCUGUUCCCACUAAAGUCUCCUGCUUGCUCCAGCAGGAUUUGCUUGGAUUUGCUCCUCCUUCAUGUUCAGUACCAUCUUAGUGUUUCUUAACACUCAGUUGUUCAUUUCAUCCCGACGGCUCCAACUGCUCUACGAUAUGCUGCAAAACACUGAUGGAAAACAUGUAAAGACCGAGGAAAAUGAGACGUAUUUUUUCAACUUUUUGUGCAGUUCUGGCAUCCAGCUUCUGUAUGAUACUGUAACUUAUCAACUUAAGAGCCACCUUGAGAAAAAUUAAUGAUCUAUCUGUAUGCCGUAUGGAAAAAUAUUUGUAGAUAAAUAAAAUU